Messenger RNA from Macrobrachium nipponense, 447 nucleotides. RefSeq names its product keratin-associated protein 19-2-like. NCBI's taxonomy places the organism in Eukaryota, Metazoa, Arthropoda, Malacostraca, Decapoda, Palaemonidae. The transcript has 3 exons. The record is from RefSeq and is a predicted model, not a curated record. Bases 34 to 276 code for a protein of 80 amino acids.
UCAGUCGAUUGGUGUCUCUCCAAAGUCUUCAUCAUGCUCCAUCAAGCUAUCAUCGCCGCGAUCCUGUCGCUCCUCCUCGUAGGAAUUUCCUUGGCGCAUCCUGGCUACCUGGGAAACGUCGGCAGUGGAUUCGGAGGAUACGGCAACGGCUUUGGUUUCGCCGGAUACGGAGGGGGCUACAACGGCGUCGGUUACGCAGGCAGCGUGGGGUCCCACUACGGAGGAGGGGCUGUGUCCUACGGGGGGUAUGGUGGGGGUUACGGUUACGGAAGAUAAGGAACGGAGCAACAGCAGGCAUUCGCGAUGACCACGUGCAAUUGAUCAUAAGUAAUUAUGUCUUCCAUAGACCAAAGUCUAGGUGCUCAGCCUCUACGAAAAAUCUUGUCCUACAUGUCUAAACAGAAUUGUAAAAAAUUAAAUUUCACUACAAUAAACUUUUAAACUAAA